This is a messenger RNA of Liolophura sinensis, 1946 nucleotides long. Its product is annotated as lanC-like protein 3. The coding region runs from base 29 to 1330 and encodes 433 amino acids. NCBI's taxonomy places the organism in Eukaryota, Metazoa, Mollusca, Polyplacophora, Chitonida, Chitonidae. The record is from RefSeq and is a predicted model, not a curated record. The transcript is spliced from 4 exons. Gene Ontology annotation, biological process: peptide modification; carbohydrate metabolic process. Gene Ontology annotation, cellular component: plasma membrane.
CAACAUGACGGUCAAAUAGGCAACAUCUAUGUUUCGGAAGAUCUUCUGCCUUGCAAGAAGGCACAUAUCAUUGUGUGCGAACAUGACUGGUGUACGCGGGCGGUUCUUUGUCAAUCAGUUUCCUGAUUACGUCACAGGCUCAAUCGUGACGAUUGACGAGUCCCGAUGGAGUGACGCAGUCCGGUCCCUGGCGGAUGAGGUUUAUGAAAACAUGAAGCCCGAACCGGAUAACUCGGACGGUGGACUGUAUGUUGGCAAUGCCGGGCUGGCGUACAUGUUCUACUAUCUAUCAAAAAUCAAACAUCUGUCAGCUAAGAGGGAGAAAUACCUCGAGAAAGCUAUGGAGUAUUUAGAACAAGCCAUUGCCCACAUAAACAGCAAGUCGUGUCGCGAUCCCGUUACGUCGUUUAUCAUUGGCAAGGCGGGAGUUUAUGCGGUCGGUAGCGUUAUAUUAAAUGAAAUAGGCAGUGAUAAGUCUUCCAAAAUGGCAGUCCAGUUUGCUCAGGUGGCUAACGUGUGUAAAACUGUCGGAGAUUUCCUAGGCUGUGGGUCUGAUGAGUUAUUUAUCGGUCGUGCCGGGUAUCUGUGCGGAGUGCUGUUUCUGCAUAAAGCCUUGGGUCGAAAGGUUGUCGAGGACAAAGAUAUCCAUGGCGUUUGCGCGGCUAUUGUCAAGUCCGGGAGAGAUUAUGCCAAGAGACACCACUCACCAUGUCCUCUUAUGUACGCCUACUACAAAACCGAAUAUCUAGGUGCCGCCCACGGCCUGUCCUCCAUUCUCCAAAUGCUGCUGUCUUUCCCUGACUAUCUCCAAUCGGACCCGGCCGCAGAGGCUGAUGUCAAGGCAUCCGUGGACUUCAUGUUGAGUCUAGAACAGCCGAACUUUAACUAUGCCCCUGCCAUGGACGAGGUUGGCGCCCCGAGGAGUGAGGCUGAUCAGCUGGUACAUUGGUGUCACGGAGCUCCCGGUAUCGUGUACCUCUUCGGCCGAGCGUACGUCUUGUGGAAGGAGGAGAGAUUCCUGGAGGCUUGUGUAAGGUGUGGGGAGAUCACCUGGAAGUGUGGCCUGCUGAGGAAGGGACCCGGCAUCUGCCACGGCGUGGCCGGUAGUGGUUACGUUUUCCUUCUCCUAUUUCGUCUUACCAAAGAUCCCAAGUAUCUGUAUAGAGCACAGAAGUUCGCCGAGUUCAUAUUCACGCCAGAUUUCAAGUCCGGUGCCCGGCGUCCGGACACACCGUACAGUCUGUAUGAAGGAUGGGCCGGAACGGCUUGCUUUCUGGGGGACCUACUACAGCCAGACAAAGCAGAAUUUCCCUUUUUUGAUGUCUUAUAGAGAGUUGCCACCGGCCUGCGGAUGUCACGCAAAGCAGUCGGAAUAUGGACAUGUGAUCCAACCAUCACGAAGUUGGUAGCACAAGCAUCAUGGAUUAAUAAUGAAAUGAGGACUGAACAUGCCAUGUAAAUAGUUAUAUGGCAUAUUCAGUCAUAAUUUUAUUAUCAACAAUGAAUAGUUGUCAUCCGUGAAGACUUAUGUUAACUUCUUGCGCAAUCAUUAACAUAUGUUGUAUUAAAAAUGAUUGUAUUAAAAAUUAUAAAUUUUGGGUGCAAAGGAAUCUAUUGUUUGGAUACUUGCGAAUGUAUGUAAAAUCAUGCAGUGGAAUGGAAUUAGAAGUCAACCAAGAUAAUAUAUAUUAUUGCAUAAAGUACUCUGACAGUGACAUAGUGAGGGAGUGGGUAUGUAUACGACUGGUGUAAGAAGCAGGUGGCAACGCAAAACCCCCACAAGCAUAUUAGUAAACAAAACCGAAUGUAUUUGAAAGUAUAAAAUACGAACAGCAGUUUAUGACUGCUCUCCUAUGACUGCUGUCUGUGACUUUAUAUUUCGAUCAAGUCGUCGUGUGACCUCGUACAUGAACACUGAUAUCUUUUAAUUCAGUGGCCUCAUUCCC